AUGACAGAAGACGAUAAGCGUGAUAUUGACGCUUCCACAGAGCCUGUGGCAAAAAAGGCACGCACAGAUAACUACGACAAAGGCCUUGCGCCUAUCAAGCCGGAGUUUGUGGUGGAAAGUGUCAAAGUGGAAGAGGCUUACGAUGAUGAGGAAGCUGAAGGUGGAGACAGAGGCCAACAGGAAGGCUCCAAGCGCUCGAAAAAGAAGCGUGGACAAAACAAAAAGAGAGAUCUUAAGCAGCAGAAGGAGGAUGUACGUUUGUGCUCGAGUUUGGUGGAUCCUCUGGACCCCAAAGAGUGCAAAUUUGGACCAGACAAGUGUAGGAACACUCACGACGUGACAUACUAUCUUCUGACGAAACCAGACGACAUCGAGGGCAAAUGUCCCGUUCAAGUGGCUAUCGGUUACUGCCCUGCUGGUUUGAAGUGCCGUUGGUUGAGCAGCCACUACAACAAAGAUACAAAUGAGCUUCUCAAGGAGGAACCCAAGACAGACAACUACGAGCUCAACAAGAUCUCUGCGGACCACCGGAUGGACCUUCAGAAGCAUCGCUACAUUUUUGAAAAAGCCGACGCCUACAACAAGUACUUGGACUCGUUGGUCAAGAACGAUGCCAAUGCAAAGAAGCAGGAGGAGGUUAAGGACAAUGCUGCUUCAUACGUUGAGCCUCCUUUCAAGCCAGCCGAGAAAAAGAGACUCAACUUUGACAGAGCCAAGAUCGUGUCGCCACUCACCACGGUAGGAAACCUUCCAUACCGUCGUUUGAUGAAGACUCUUGGUGCAGACGUCACCUACAGUGAAAUGGCGCUUUCACUUCCUCUUCUUCAGGGCACCAAGCCAGAAUGGGCCUUGCCUAAAGCGCAUGUUUCUGAAUACCCCGGUUUUGGUGUUCAGCUUGCUGCCAAUCACCACCAACAAGCCUCCAAGGCUGCUGAGGCCGUAUACAACGAGGCCUCUCAUGUUUCCGAACUCAACUUGAACUGUGGCUGCCCUAUUGACCUCCUCUACCGCCAGGGCCAGGGAUCGGCGCUUUUGGACCAACCAGCCAAGCUUGUUCGUAUUCUCAACGGUAUGAAUGCUUGUUCUGGCGAUAUUCCAGUCACAUUCAAAAUCAGAACAGGAACCAAAGACAAUAAAAACACCGCAAUCUCCUUGGUCAACAGAGUGUUGACCGAGACCGACGUCGCUGCAGUGACGUUGCAUGGCCGCUCAAGACAGCAAAGAUACACCAGAGAGGCCGAUUGGGGCUACGUCGGCGAGGUUGCAAGAUCGGUGAAGGAGUUGAAUGAAAAGAAGCAGGAAAAUAAGGAUUUGACGGAUACUCAACCAACAUGGUUUAUCGGAAACGGCGACUGCUUUACCCAUGAACAAUGGUACGAGGCUGUGAACACCGAAGGCAUUGAUUCUGUAAUGGUUGCAAGAGGUGCACUUAUCAAGCCCUGGAUUUUCGAGGAGAUUGAAGCUCAGCAGUACCUUGAUAAACUGGCCACAGAGCGUCUUGAGCAUCUUCGUACUUUUGCCAACUUUGCCGUGGAACACUGGGGCUCCGAUGAGUACGGUAUUGAGGUUGCUAGACGUUUCCUUUGUGAGUUCAUUGGCUUCACACACAGAUACAUCCCCGUGGGGAUUUUGGAGAAACUCCCGCCAAAGUUGAACCAAAGACCACCAAAGUGGCGUGGCAGAAACGAAUUGGAGACGCUUCUUGGAUCCACUGACUACAAGGACUGGAUCAAGAUUACAGAGAUGUUCCUUGGAAAAGCCUCGCCAAAUUUUCAAUUCGUGCCUAAGCACAAGAGCAACUCAUACUAA
Messenger RNA from Candidozyma duobushaemuli, 1809 nucleotides. Its product is annotated as tRNA dihydrouridine synthase. Bases 1 to 1809 code for a protein of 602 amino acids. Gene Ontology annotation, molecular function: tRNA dihydrouridine synthase activity; metal ion binding; RNA binding. Gene Ontology annotation, biological process: tRNA processing. Lineage: Eukaryota; Fungi; Ascomycota; Pichiomycetes; Serinales; Metschnikowiaceae. The transcript has a single exon. The record is from RefSeq and is a predicted model, not a curated record.